Cetraspora pellucida is the source of this 1473-nucleotide messenger RNA. Lineage: Eukaryota; Fungi; Glomeromycota; Glomeromycetes; Diversisporales; Gigasporaceae. The record is from the annotation of a GenBank genome assembly.
AUGGAACGAUCUAUGAGUUUGUACGAAGAACCCUUGCUAGAUAGGGAUUUUAACACGUCCCCUUGUGAACUGGCAGAUGAGAAUGUCGUAGCAGAAACAAGUUUCUUGAAUAGUCUCGAUAGACUAAUGGUGGAUACAUUACGGAUGCUUUGUGAGGCGGAGGGGUUGCCUAGUGUGGGAAAUAAAAAAGAGAUGGCAGAAAGGUUAGCGGUGAAGACAGUAAGCAAGUUGAAAGGAAAGGACUUAGCCAUCAGGAAUCAGUUAGGUCAAGCUAGCGAACGUGCUAAUUAUGUUGAUGAUAGGUCAGGAGCAGAGGUUCGUAGAAAGGAAGCAAGUAGUAACAUGGAGCAAGUAGAGUCUAUUUAUGAUGAAGGAAGUGAUAAACGAUUCCAUGAACCAUCUAGAAAUGGGUUUAUGAACCAAGGGAAGGAUGAUAGGUUGGGUGAAGAAAGAAGGUAUUUGAUGUUGGAGAGGUCCUCAGAGAAGUCUUUGCAAGCGACGUUGGCUAAGGCUUUAGGUGAAAUGAAACAAAGUCUGUAUGUUAUUGGUAAUAAAGUGGAAGAGGAUAAGUUUUGGCCUGAGAUUAAGAUGAAUAGACCUAGAGAUCAGUAUGAAUACGAUGAGUGGCGCAGAAUUGGAAAAGAGCUAGAUGAAGCCCUACUAACAAAGUCAUUAGAACCUGUAGUAAGGGCUCGUGAGCUAGCUUAUACAUGGGUCUAUACUCUUCGUGUUGCUAAUAAGGAGGGUUGGGACAUUGCGGCAGCUCUAAGAGAUUCAGUCAAUGAAGACCCUAUGGAAGCAGCCCUUAGAGAAAAACUAAUUGUAGCAAGGCAGUCAGCUAAGAGUAAGAAGAGAAAAACAGACUAUGUUGCGGCACCAUUUCAUAAGUUUCCUGGAGAGGCAAGUAGUGUAUCCUUGUAUCAGUCCUUAAUGCUGCAACAACAGCAGUUGUUUAGUCAGUGGCCUCAACAGGUUCCUAGUAAUCAAGUACCCUAUCAAGAAAAUAGAUACAAAGUCAGCUCAAGUUUGAAUUCCAAAGAAGAAGUUGAAACUGCUGGAAGGAUUCAAAGUUUAGCUUGUGCAUUUCUUUCUGCUCAGGUAAAAUGUCUAAAGUUCUAUGGUCUAAUAGAUGCUCAAAAUCAGGAUUUUUGGAAUUGUGAUGAGGUUAUAACAUUGACAGUUCAAGCAAAAGAAGAUAUAAAUGCUUCUUUAACAGGAUGGUGUGGAACGUAUCUGAGUUACAAAGCAGCAAGAAGCUGGUCCUGUUCCUGUGUAGCAGCAGAAAUAGCACAACUUGAAAGCUUAGCAGUUCUAAGAGCCCUUCAGUCUUUUUGUGAUUCAACAGGUCUUAGUUCACAGCUUGGAAUGCAAAGUGACUAUAAUUAUAAUUUUGCCUGUCUGAGAAACAGCUCUGUGGUGGCCUCUGUUCCUUUUAGCUCCCAAAAUAGUUUGGAAUCUUUCACCAGCAUCUGA